Molecule: messenger RNA, 1623 nt
Organism: Aspergillus affinis
Lineage: Eukaryota; Fungi; Ascomycota; Eurotiomycetes; Eurotiales; Aspergillaceae
Product: Dehydroquinate synthase-like protein
Exons: 2
Coding region: 1-1623 (540 amino acids)
Cellular component (GO): mitochondrion
Molecular function (GO): metal ion binding; alcohol dehydrogenase (NAD+) activity
Source: RefSeq, a predicted model, not a curated record
AUGAUGACGUCAAACAUCAGCGAAGAGCCUACUGGCAACAUCCUCCCAAUUACCCCAGGCCACUGGAUCCCCGGUGCUCUCCCCAAACAUAUCUACUAUGGCAGCGGCUGCGUGGCCGAGAACCUUCUCUCUUGUCUAGCACCAUUAUGCAGAGUCUUCAUCAUCACCAACAACUCAUUAAGCAAAUCAACCCUCAUCUCACAGCUUGAGCGUCUCCUUGGAAGCCAUCAUGCAGGCACCAUCUCGUUGAUUAAGCAACAUGCCCCAAUAGAGGACAUCGAAGAAGCCCUAUCAACCAUUCUUUCUACCACAUAUUCCCUAAUUCCCUCCCCGACUAUUACUCUCUUGAUAUCUCUUGGCGGCGGCUCCCCCAUCGACGCAGCCAAGAUAAUCUCAUACAAACAUCACUCCGCCACCGGGUCUUUCCUCCCGCACAUCGCCAUCCCAACGACCCUCAGUGGUGCAGAAUGUACCCCCGGCGGGGGAUACACGAUCACUAUGGCGCUUCAAGCCCCCCCAAACUCAACGCAGGAACGUGCUCAAGUCAAAAUCAAGAAAGGCAUCCUAGAUAAAAAUCUGGCCAUUACGACCAUAUUCUACGACCCCACUUAUGCAGCUCACACCCCCCGAGAUCUCUGGUUAAGCAGCGGCAUCCGAGCCCUCGACCAUGCGACAGAAUGCAUGUAUCAUCCGCUUGCCAGUGAAGUGCCUUGGAAAGCUCUAGCAUUGUUUUCUUUUGGGGAGCUAUUCACGUGUUUGCGCUUGGUAGCGGUGGCACCAUCUCAUGUGCAGGACGAGAACCUAACGCUGCGAUUAAUGCUGGCGGCGUAUGCCAGUUCGGGGCUUAAAGGGAGCGGUAUCGGAGGGAUGGGUUUGUCGCAUCGACUUGGGCAUGCUAUUGGUUCAUUUUAUGGUAUUCCACAUGGAAUUACGUCGUGUAUGACUUUGGGGGAGGUGGUUAAGGUGAAAGCGAGAGAAAAAGCCUGUGUGAAGCAUAUUGCGAGGUUGGUUGAUCUUGCUGGGGGUGUGAGGACGGGGGAUGAUUAUCCAGAUGCGGUGGAGGUGGGGGAGAAGAUAUUGAGCUUAGUGAACUUCUACCGAGUCCUCGAAGACGGCACCAACACACAAUAUCGUCUCUCCGUAAUCGAAUCCUUGAUACCACCUCACGCUGAAGGCCCAGUCUUCCAUUUUCACGAGAUGCACGACGAGGGAUUCUACGUGACUGUAACAAGUCCACCCCAGCCCCCUUCUAUCCCCCAAGCACCUUUUAUGCCAUUUUUCGCUAACAGCAAGGAAAAGAAAGGCCAAAUUCGCUUCCACACCCCCGGCCGUCCACCCAUCGACGCCUCAGCUGGCGACUUCAUCGUGAUCCCGAUCCGGCUGCCCCAUAAAUUCAGUAAUCCAUUUGACGAGGAAGCGGUGUUUGUGAAUACUAUCACGCCGGGGUUUUUCGUGAGGUACUUUGAGUGCUUGGAAGAGUUGAUUGGUGAGGGGGUGAGAUUGACGGAGGCGGUUAAUAGGGAGGCGUUGCGACGGUUUGCGACGGUGACGUUGGGGAGAGAGGAUGUUGAGAAUAUUGAACGGAUUGAAGGGAUGGAGAAAAGGGAGGGGGAGAAUACCUAG